CAUCCACCCACCCCACAAUCUAUUGCUACUAUUCUUGACGCCUGCUCCUACGGAUUAUCGACUGAUAUCGCCUGCGUGGACUACCGCUACUGGCACGGCCGGUCGUCGACGCGCCAGAACUUGGCCGAGGAUAUGGCUGUUUCCCUGGUUGACGAACACCCUCCGGCGCCCACUACAUAUGCUGGGGAUCCAGAGAAAGAUAUCGUGGCUAUGGCAGCACACAGCUGCCCGAAGUGUGGGUCCGAGCUACUGCCGGGCAGGGAGCUGGAAGAGGCACGAAAGAAGAUUAAGGAGCUGGAAGCGCAGGUGGAGAUGCUAAAAGAGAAGGCCACAGCUGCUGUGGAUCGCUGCGCCGACUACGAAGACCAGCUCCGCACAUUCCGCGCAAACAACAACCAUGCUCUCCUCCGAACCAACACCUCGGACUCGCUCGCACCCACCGCUGGCAGACCCUCAGAAGAAGAACGACGCCCUUCCACAGCGCACUCGACGUCGACGAAACAGUCCCGCUUCUCGUUCCUCACAGGCCGACGCGUCUCCCCGGCACAGUCUACCUCACACGCGCCUCCUACAUCCCCCGAUCCGCAGCCUGACACCACGCUCCUAGAGCAACAACUCUCGCAGGAGCGCCAGUUGCGCGCCCAAGCGGAGGCCAAAGCUGCCAAAGUCGACUCAGAGAUAGAGGAGCUUUCUGUGCAGCUUUUCUCGCAAGCGAACGAGAUGGUGGCCGCGGAGCGGAAGGCAAGGGCAAAGUUGGAGGCGAGGGUGGAGGUGUUGGAAAGGAGGGACAGGGAGAAGCAUGCUCGGUUGGAGAGGUUGGAGGAUGCGGUUGGCCGGGUGGAAAGAGUCAAGAAGUUGUUGGCAGCUGGAGCGGGGGUGCACAAGAAGGUGUAGAGGCUCGUUUCGAUUUGCGUUGGAUUGUGCGGCUUUUACGAUGAUACCCUUCCCACCUACUCGCAUAUUGUUGUCUGGGCAUUUUAGCGUCUGCAUUUUGGGCUUUUCCGGCAUUGGGAGGGUUGGUUUGUUCCUGGAUUGACAAAGCUGGUGUUAUUGCUCGUUGGGACAUGUUGUUCUUGAUUAUCUCAUCUUACGUUAUAUGCAGUUUUCGGCCUGUCGCAUUAAUAUGUUCAGAAGACGGAGCGGAGUGAAUGUAGUGGAGCUAGUCUAGCAAGGCC
This is a messenger RNA of Westerdykella ornata, 1175 nucleotides long. RefSeq lists its product as uncharacterized. Gene Ontology annotation, cellular component: cell tip; Golgi to plasma membrane transport vesicle. Gene Ontology annotation, biological process: exocytosis. The record is from RefSeq and is a predicted model, not a curated record. Lineage: Eukaryota; Fungi; Ascomycota; Dothideomycetes; Pleosporales; Sporormiaceae. Gene Ontology annotation, molecular function: guanyl-nucleotide exchange factor activity. The coding region runs from base 133 to 894 and encodes 253 amino acids. The transcript is spliced from 2 exons.